AUGAAGAAGAAUGAGGCGCCCCAUUCCUUGCAGGUUUCCAUCGGCCUAGCGGACAAGACAAUCUCUGGAAAGUGCUCAUGUGUUGCGGGAAUAAGUAGAUAUUGCCAUCAUGUGAUUAGGGAAGGUACGUUUUUUUAUUGGGGGGGGGGGGGGGGUGGGCCGGGGCCUCGGAGGGGAGGGUCAUUAGUAAAUUUUGUUACAAAUCGGUCAAACCUGUUUUAUUCGCAACCGGGGGAGGGUCACAGUUUUUUUUGGCAAGGAAAAAAUUACUCCAUGUCGAUUAGUUGACUCUCAUUUGUUAACAAACACGCGAAGUGUGUAGAAACCUAAAACUUGUAUACUUGUAUCUAAAUACAAGUAUACAAGAUUGCCAUGGAAUAGUCUUAAUUAAUCGCAAGAUUAAUUUCUCGCAGUAUUAUGUAAAAUAAGAGGUCCUUGAAAAUUGUUCAAUAGACAGGCUACUAUGUAGAGCUGAUUGACAAAGCCAAGGGUGGAUAGGGGGACAUCAGAAUUAAAAAAAUGGAAUUCCCUUAUUCUUCGGAUGGCUCUUCCGACAUGUACUCUGAGCUUUGCAAUAGUUUUUUUUCAAGUACAUUGGCGGCAGAGAACUGCGCUUGAUUCUGAAGAAAAGGGGGAAGAUUUAGCCCCAACCCCUUUUCUCUUAGCAAGGCAUCAAUAUUGAAACCUUUGCCUGCCAUUACCGAGUUACCAGGCUCCAGUAAAUCUAAAAUUCCACUGAAUCUAGUUAUUUCCUUUCUGUAAUGGAUCCUGUGAAUAACAAGGGAAUAAAUGAAACUGCACCAUGUGGGGUGAUUCCAAUUAAUCCCUUCAAUGUGUUGUUGCUCUUAUAACUGGAAUACAGCUGUGACUGGAGUAACAGUGAUGUUGGAGUUUGCACAGAAAUUUCAGUACCAUCUAGAACCACUCUUGUAGUUGGAUAGAGAAGACAAAUCCCUCUAGCAUAUUAUCCUGAACUUCAUUCUUUGAUGGCCAGAUACACUGACUUCCUAAGAUUAAGUAUGGAAGGUUUGCCCAUGUUGUUACUUUCCUACUUACAGAUAACAUGUGAAUCUGUCUAUCCCCUGAUGCAUAGCUAUAUACCAGUCUUUCAGCAUUUGGCUUAACAAACUCACAAAAAAACUAGUAAGUGCUUAUAUGUUGGGAAACCAGUAUAAAACUUAAUGAGGGCAACACCUGAUGAAAAUAGCUCUAUUCCUAAGGCUAGCUGCUCUUGAGCAAGCUUUCUGCAAUUAUCAAUGUCAUUCUGUGCUUGAGCCUUCAGGUCAUUGAUUGUCUGAAUGGUAGCACUCACCUCUUGUUUGGAUAUCUUUAAUUCUUCAUUUGCAUUGUGUAGCUCAGCUGGAACAGCUGUGAGUUGCACUUCCAAUAAUCGAAUUUGGUUGGUAGCACUGGGGUGCCCGUCUGUGUGUUGUUGUGGAUUGUUUCAUAUAAUUAUGUGGAAAUUCAGUUUUAUGACAUCCAUGGGCAUGAUUAACAAAUUAAGGUCCUUAUUUAUAAGAGAUUCUUUCAUCAAGGUUAUUAUUUUCCCAGUAUUUGUAACAUGAGGUGAAACAUGACUACUGAUCACUAAUUCAAGUCAAGUAUUUUAAUAAGUUUUAUGUCAUGGUUCAAUUACAGGAAUAUUUGUUUUUAGCAAGCUCAAUUAUAUUUGUACUGCUUGUGGUAAAGACCUUGAAACCAUUAAUUUAGCUGCUGUUGUCAAAGCUGGUUAUUGCCCUGGUAGUCCCAAUGAUGUCAACUAUAUCUUCCACCAAGACCUUUUUGUACUUUGGAAUGCUUUACAAAAAGAGGAUGCCUGGAACAUCUGAAAAUGCUUUUGUAAGAGCUUUAGAAGAUGUGUCAUCUUUGAAAGGUAGGGUUAGUUUGUUAAGUAUUAUUGGGAGGACUUAAUAAAUUUAUUGUGGAAUUUACCCACCCUCCCCUACUGUAUUUAAGAGAAGCUGGUUUUAACUGGGUGGAAUGGCAUUCAAUAUAGCGAUUUUUCUAUAAUUUACUACUCUAUAUACCAGUGUUUAUUAGCUGUAUUAUUUUGUAUGAAAUAAUAUGUACAUGCUUGAUCAUAACUGAAAACGGAAAAUGCCAUUUUGCCUCUGACAUUUUUUUAUUCCUGUAAGCAACAAUUAUAAAUUGUUGCUAUUAUAUUGUUUUCGAUAUAAAUAUGUAUAAAUAUUAUAUAUAUGUGGAUAUUACUCAUUUUCCAUUUAUUGAAUUCGAAUCAGUAUGUUCCCAAACUCAACACAGUCACAUUCAAUAAGUCAUUCCAUGAGUAGAAGUUUUGCCAGUGUAAUUUGGAUGAACACAAAGAAUUGAACUAUAUGAAAUGUCCGCCAUUUUUGAUUACCCAACAUCCAUGCCAUGUUGAUGGGAACAUGAAAUUAUAUUAAUAGAAAAAAUCUGGAAAGUAUGUAUAGUGCAUCCUCAAGCAACAGUUUAGUUACACCUAACUGCAAGACCCCUUUCAUACAAAAAUAAAAGAAAUGUGCCUUAUUUAAUUAGUAUUUACAAAACAAAAGAAAAAGAUGAGAGCUCUACAUUGUGUAAUGUUCUUCUGUCUUGUUAUUUUUUUUUUGAGAUAACACAACAUUGUUUUACAAUUAGGAUCUCACAUGGUAAAGUAAGAAUUAUUACUGACAGUAUAAAACAGUGGGGAACAGUUACCCUAAAAUUAAAACCAUGAAACAGUAACUAAAUUAUUUUGAUGUUCUUUUUUAUCUAGUAUUUAUUGAGUUGGUACUCCAAUCAUAAAGUAUUAUAACACUUUUAUAUGUAUUGUGACAAAAUUUGUUUGAUGUUUACUAUCACCUAUCUAUAUUAUAUGAUAUGUUUUUUUUAUGUUUAAAUAUUGUACUUCUCACAGAAGAAGGAACCCAUCUCAACUGUUUUAUUUGCAAGAAGGAAGGAAGGAAGAAGGAAGGAAGCCCUAGACAACCACAUAAAGACUGCUUAUUCCAAACAAAAAUUUACAAAGGUGAUGUUUUACCCCAAUUUAUUUGAAUGAAGAAAUAAAAAUGGAUAAUUUGAAUUGCAAAUUAACGGCCAAACACUUUAUUAUUCAGCAAAGUGAAGAUAACAACUCAUAUGGAGAAAGCCACUGGAAGGCAGGUGGUAAUAAACUGAAGGAAUGGGCAAACACGGAUGAGACAGGGCUGGAGAUCGCUGGUGUAGGCAUGGACUUGCGCAAUGGGCGGUCAAUAUGUACCAGGGAGACAUUUACGGAUUCUCCCAUCACAUCCAAUGCAAAAAAAUUGCAUCCUAAUAACGUACGAUCUUUUUGGGAGGAUGUUGUAUGCAAAUACUGGGGCUGUGCUGAAAGAACCAGUAUGAGAAUGGGGAAUAUGCAGCCAGCUCUGUCAGUGAUGCUUGCAAAAGCACACAGUUGGUCUUGUCAAGUACCUUAUUUAUGGUGCAUAGAUUUCAAAUUUAAAACGUACAAAAAAACCUCCUUGUAUCACAACCAGUAUUUUUCUGACAAUUCAAAUCAAGUUUGUAGUCGGUGAGAGUAGGAUUUUUGCAGUAAACGAUCAGGCUAAUUGGAAUAACAGUAAUUUUGAAGAGGAAAAUUUCAGAUAUCUUCUAAAUGUUGUUUUUUAAUUUUGAAUAUACAUGUUUAUAUCAGGAGUUUUUGCAACUGCAUGUCGCUUUUUGUACUUUUGACCUAUUACAUUGAAUACCAUGAACGUUAUCGUAGGUUCUUUGUGGUGGAAGAAGGCAAACUAGGAGUGCAUGCAAAACUGGAGAGGAGGUCGAGCAGAUAAAUUCCUUCUUCUCUAGAUGUGGUAACACAACCAAAUAUAUGCUUCCAGAGAGUAGGUUAAUUUGUCAUCAGAAAAGUAUUCAUAACAAGUAAUCCUGAUCUACGAACACAUUAUUAUUAUAUCCAACAGCUUCUACUUUAAAUAUGUACUUUCCAAUUUCAGUCUGUACUUAUGAAAUUAGUGGUGAAGUGAUAAUACAUAGAUUUAGCGAAGUCUAAAAGCGGAGCUCGCAUUUUUUUUCCCGCACGUCCCAAGGGCACAACGCCUUGCCACGGCCAGGACUAGAACCCGGGUCGUCCGACUCGGAGCCUAGUGCACUGACCACUGGACUACUGGACAAAGCCGUGGCGCUGGCUUGCCCGCGGUACAGUUGACCACACAUGUUAAAAGUAGCACCUUGUUCGGUCGGUCGUACGGCGGUAAGUCAAAAUUUUUUCGGCUUGAUGCUUUACCACUACCAUUUUGUAUAAUUAUUGGGCUAUGCUCUACGAGCUUCGCUAUAAGUAUAAUCCCACAGUUCAACCAAUAAGGAUAAACUAAAUAAUCUGCCCUCACUGGUUCAACUGUGGGAUAUCACACAUCACACCACCAAUUUUAAAAGUACAGUAGUUAAAAAAGGAAAGCACAGAUUUAAACUUUAAGAAAUUAUCCAUAACACAUUGAUGUGGUGUUGUCCAGUCAGUUUUCCAUAACUUGAAUUGAAGUAAACUUGAUUAGGUCUAUAUGACCUUCUAACAGAGCAUGCUCUAGCCUGGAAUAGGAGGAAGGUUACUAAAAAGGUGCUUUGCAAUCGCUACACAACAGUAAGUGAAUGGAAAGAAAUACAAUAUAUAAUUUUUUAUCAUUGUUUGUUUUCAUAUUUUAUAAUUUUGAUUUCUUUUUAUGCACAGGCUCUUAAAAUGAAGUCAUCCUCUAUAAACCAUUACAAAGAAGCUGUAGCUCUUCAAGACUGUACUAUUAAUGCAUGGAAUCAUUACUGGAAACAUGGAAAUCUGAAGUUUUGCAGGAUGCAAAAGGUACAUGUACCGAGAUUGCACAGAAUGUUACAUUACUCAGUCCAUUUCACAUGGUAUUCAUGGAUCUAUAUUAUUGACUAUGUAAAGUAUUUCAACAUGAUUUAAUUUUAAGCAAAGGGUUUAUGGCUGAGAGGGUGUCUCCAUUUGCCUCCAUUUUUUUCGCAAAAACAUUUUUUGUUAAAAUAAUUACAUAAAUGACAAGAAUAAUAACAAUGAUAACAAUGAUGAUAUGGAUUUUUCCCUGAAUACGAAUAGAUAUUUUAUUUGUUUCUUACAACAUACAUGUACCCUCUGUAUCAAAACAAUCAUCAUCCAGUGAUUGAUUACAUUGUAAAAUAUCAGCCAGUAGUCAUGCAGGAAAAAGUCCCAAAUAUAUCACAUGCCAAUAAUUUUAUGGUAAUGAUUGAGCACUCACGCUGUUUUCUGAUUAAAAAUUUGUUCAACAAUGUUAAUUACAUUGUAAAGUUGUAUAUUAUAGACUUCACCGAUAUAUUUUCUUACUAAAGCAUCACAAACACAAGUUACAAGUGAUAUCCAGAUGUCUUCCAUUCAGCAUCAAAUGAAAAUGCUUUUUUUUUUCCAAUGUUCAGACUAAAAGGACUAUUAAUAAACUUGCAGGUGAGGAAGAUGGGCGAAGUAAAGUAGAUUAAACAAGGAAAGAUCACAUACGUUGCAGGUUUGGGAACCUGACAAAACACUUGUAUAAAUUGAGCCAACUGUUUAUUAUUAUUAUAAUUUUUUUUCCAUGAAUGUUUUAUCUGGUUUCCGAAAACCUUAAAAUGAAUCCAAAUGGUUUUUUUUCAACUGUUACUAUUUUGUGCAAAUUCGGUAGUAGGUAGCUCAAAGCAACGUACUCGUCUCAGAAAGAGGUAGGUGGACAACAAUAAGAAGCUGAAGACCCUCCAAGAAAAAUAUAAUGCUGUCCUGAAAGAGGAAGGUAGCUUACGGACAGAACUCCUCCUUGCUGAUUUGCAAAAUGGUAAAUUCCCAUGGAAAACAGACACCAGGUAAUAGAUAAGACCAAAAUAUUCCAUUACCUGUUGAGAAUUCACCAAAUUGCGGACAGUUUUGAGAUGUAUGUCCUCUUAAUGACACACUCUUAGCGUCAUAAAAUGUUCAAAACUUAAUUCACUUACACAAUUUAAACACGAUUAUACACAAUUAUGUGGUUUUUCUCAGUUGAUCGGAAAGUCCCUGGCCAACUUAAACAAUAAUCGACCUCAGACUACGGCCUACUUACCAGAUGCAUCAGCCAACCCAUCCCAUUCAUAUAGAAUAUAUCAAAGAAAGUAUUAUUACUCAUUAGUAGUAACACCGUCCCUUAAAAUUUCUCAGAGGCACCAAUAAGAGUUAAAAAGAAUAUCGUAAAGCUGUGGGAGAUCAGUAAGAGAAGGGAGGGGGAAGUUGAGCUUUUGCUUCUAGAGAUGAGAAAUUUUGUAAGGUUUUGUACCUUGUUUCCUUUUUCUUUUAUUAACAUUUUUGCCAUUGUCUGCCAUUUCCCGUGUCUGAUAUUAUUUCCCAUGUCUGAUGCUAUUUUCCGUGUCUGUAUUUACUGAGUAGAUUUCGACUUAUCGCCGUGCUUUAUGUUAAUGCUCGAGUCCUUAAAUUAUUCGUUACAAUCACCGAGUUCGAAAUUGGUCUCAUUGCCGGAGCCUUAUAAGUCUCUCAAUCGCCGACUCAGAUAACCGCAGAGUACUCUCCUACCCAGAAUUCUCACGGUACAAGGUUAGGAUAGUUUUAGAUAGAGGGUCUCAAUAUGGCGUAACAUACCGUUCAAAAUCCAAGUGCUAAUCGAAGUUGCUGCUGUUCUUUUUACCAUUCAAACAGUCAACUGACAUUUCUGUUGGAGUCGAACCAACUCCCGGCAACAAGAAAGCUACAAGAAAGCUACCAGAAAUUUUUAUUUAGACUGCCUAAACAAUUGGCCCAAAUGUUAAUAAAAGAAAAAGGAAACUGAAAACAGGAAAAAGAAGGAAAGAUAAAAGAAGAACAGGAAAUGAAAAAAGAGAAAGAAAAUUAUGCAUCAUCUUUAAAGUUUUAUUUUUCCGUUCCAUUAUUAAAAUGCACUACAUGUAUUAUAAUUAUCAUAUAUAUUACAUUUUGAUGACAUAGGUUUACCAGAUAUAAUUGUAGGUUCGCAUCCUCAGGCCGCAAUUAAUCAAGGGCAGAAAAACUAAACACUACAAAAACAUGUAAUAUACUCCUGUAGGAGUCGAACCACGGAAUAGCAUUGGAGCUGCUAUUUACGUGAAAUUGAGUGGAAAAUAAUUAUACCGCGCCAAUUCAUUAUAAAUCAAAGACAAUUCAAAAAUGUACAAUACAGAAAUUUCCGCAUGUGCCGUUCUGAAGUUUCUUAACACUUUGACACCUCAUUAUAAAUUCUGUUAGGUUCUCUACGGUUCCAAGAUUAACAAUCGCACCACAAUGGCCAUGACAAAGAGUGUCGAUGUGUAUAAUCGCACCUCCGACAGCAACGAAGAGGAAAGUCUUUUCGUUUACAGUAAAAAGGGCAGAGCAAACACCUAUGGUUCCGUUGCUUAAAUUCGGCUACCUUUCCGUCUAUCUUGGAAAUGGACAUUUCGGUAUAAAACCUUCCAAAGUUUCUCAUCUCUAGAAGCAAAAGCUUAACUUCCCCCUCCCUUCUCUUACUGAUCUCCCACAGCUUUACGAUAUUCUUUUUAACUCUUAUUGGUGCCCCUGAGAAAUUUUAAGGGACGGUGUUACUACUAAUGAGUAAUAAUACUUUCUUUGAUAUAUUCUAUAUGAAUGGGAUGGGUUGGCUGAUGCAUCUGGUAAGUAGGCCGUAGUCUGAGGUCGAUUAUUGUUUAAGUUGGCCCGGGACUUUCCGAUCAACUGAGAAAAACCACAUAAUCGUGUAUAAUCGUGUUUAAAUUGUGUAAGUGAAUUAAGUUUUGAACAUUUUAUGACGCUAAGAGUGUGUCAUUAAGAGGACAUACAUCUCAAAACUGUCCGCAAUUUGGUGAAUUCUCAACAGGUAAUGGAAUAUUUUGGUCUUAUCUAUUACCUGGUGUCUGUUUUCCAUGGGAAUUUACCAUUUUGCAAAUCAGCAAGGAGGAGUUCUGUCCGUAAGCUACCUUCCUCUUUCAGGACAGCAUUAUAUUUUUCUUGGAGGGUCUUCAGCUUCUUAUUGUUGUCCACCUACCUCUUUCUGAGACGAGUACGUUGCUUUGAGCUACCUACUACCGAAUUUGAACAAAAUAGUAACAGUUGGAAAAGAACCAUUUGGAUUCAUUUUAAGGUUUUCGGAAACCAGAUAAAACAUUCAUGGAAAAAAAAUUAUAAUAAUAAUAAACAGUUGGCUCAAUUUAUACAAGUGUUUUGUCAGGUUCCCAAACCUGCCACAUAUGUGAUUUUUCCUUGUUUAAUCUACUUUACUUCGCCCAUAUUCCUCACCUGCAAGUUUAUUAAUAGUCCUUUUAGUCUGAACAUUGGAAAAAAAAAAAAGCAUUUUCAAUUGAUGCUGAAUGGAAGACAUCUGGGUAUCACUUGUAACUUGUGUUUGUGAUGCUUUAGUGAGGAAAUAUAUUGGUGAAGUCUAUAAUAUACAACUUUACAAUUUAAUUAACAUUAUUGAACAAAUUUUCAAUCAGAAAACAGCGUGAGUGCUCAAUCAUUACCAUAAAAUUAUUGGCAUGUGAUAUAUUUGGGACUUUUUCCUGCAUGACUACUGGCUGAUAUUUUACAAUGUAAUCAAUCACUGGAUGAUGAUUGUUUUGAUACAGAGGGUACAUGUAUGUUGUAAGAAACAAAUAAAAUAUCAACUCGUAUUAAGGGAAAAAUCCAUAUCAUCAUUGUUAUCAUUGUUAUUAUUCUUGUCAUUUAUGUAAUUAUUUUAACAAAACAUGUUUUUGCGAAAAAAAUGGAGGCAAAUGGAGACACCCUCUCAGCCAUAAACCCUUUGCUUAAAAUUAAAUCAUGUUGAAAUACUUUACAUAGUCAAUAAUAUAGAUCCAUGAAUACCAUGUGAAAUGGACUGAGUAAUGUAACAUUCUGUGCAAUCUCGAUACAUGUACCUUUUGCAUCCUGCAAAACUUCAGAUUUCCAUGUUUCCAGUAAUGAUUCCUUGCAUUAACAGUACAGUCUUGAAGAGCUGCAGCUUCUUUGUAAUGGUUUAUAGGGGAUGACUUCAUUUUAAGAGCCUGUGCAUAAAAAGAAAUCAAAAUUAUAAAAUAUGAAAACAAACAAUGAUAAAAAAUUAUAUAUUGUAUUUCCCUCCAUUCACUUACUGUUGUGUAGCGAUUGCAAAGCACCUUUUUAGUAACCUUCCUCCUAUUCCAGGCUAGAGCAUGCUCUGUUAGAAGGUCAUAUAGACCUAAUCAAGUUUACUUCAAUUCAAGUUAUGGAAAACUGACUGGACAACACCACAUCAAUGUGUUAUGGAUAAUUUCUUAAAGUUUAAAUCUGCGCUUUCCUUUUUUAACUACUGUACUUUUAAAAUUGGUGGUGUGAUGUGUGAUAUCCCACAGUUGAACCAGUAAGGGCCGAUUAUUUAGUUUAUCCUUAUUGGUUGAACUGUGGGAUUAUACUUAUAGCGGAGCUCGUAGAGCGUAGCCCAAUAAUUAUACAAAAUGGUAGUGGUAAAGCAUCAAGCCGAAAAAAUUUUGACUUACCGCCGUACGACCGACCGAACAAGGUGUUACUUUUAACAUGCGUGGUCAAGUGUACCGCGGGCACGCCAACGCCACGGCUUUGUCCAGUAGUCCAGUGGUCAGUGCACUAGGCUCCGAGUCGGACGAUCCGGGUUCUAGUCCUGGCCGUGGCAAGGCGUUGUGCCCUUGGGACGUGCGGGAAAAAAAAUGCGAGCUCCGCUUUUAGACUUCGCUAAAUCUAUGUAUUAUCACUUCACCACUAAUUUCAUAAGUACAGACUGAAAUUGGAAAGUACAUAUUUAAAGUAGAAGCUGUUGGAUAUAAUAAUAAUGUGUUCGUAGAUCAGGAUUACUUGUUAUGAAUACUUUUCUGAUGACAAAUUAACUUACUCUCUGGAAGCAUAUAUUUGGUUGUGUUACCACAUCUAGAGAAGAAGGAAUUUAUCUGCUCGACCUCCUCUCCAGUUUUGCAUGCACUCCUAGUUUGCCUUCUUCCACCACAAAGAACCUACGAUAACGUUCAUGGUAUUCAAUGUAAUAGGUCAAAAGUACAAAAAGCGACAUGCAGUUGCAAAAACUCCUGAUAUAAACAUGCAUAUUCAAAAUUAAAAAAAACAUUUAGAAGAUAUCUGAAAUUUUCCUCUUCAAAAUUACUGUUAUUCCAAUUAGCCUGAUUGUUUACUGCAAAAAUCCUACUCUCACCGACUACAAACUUGAUUUGAAUUGUCAGAAAAAUACUGGUUGUGAUACAAGGAGGUUUUUUGUACGUUUUAAAUUUGAAAACUAUGCACCAUAAAUAAGGUACUUGACAAGACCAACUGUGUGCUUUCGCAAGCAUCACUGACAGAGCUGGCUGCAUAUUCCCCAUUCUCAUACCGGUUCUUUCAGCACAGCCCCAGUAUUUGCAUACAACAUCCUCCCAAAAAGAUCGUACGUUAUUAGGAUGCAUUUUUUUGCAUAAUUUGGAUGUGAUGGGAGAAUCCGUAAAUGUCUCCCUGGUACAUAUUGACCGCCCACUGCGCAAGUCCAUGCCUACGCCAGCGAUCUCCAGCCCUGUCUCGUCCGCGUUUGCCCGUUCCUUCAGUUUAUUACCACCUGCCUUCCAGUGGCUUUCUCCACAUGAGUUGUUAUCUUCACUUUGCUGAAUAAUAAAGUGUUUGGCCGUUAAUUUGCAAUUCAAAUUAUCCAUUUUUAUUUCCUCAUUCAAAUAAAUUGGGGUAAAACAUCACCUUUGUAAAUUUUUGUUUGGAAUAAUCAGUCUUUAUGUGGUUGUCUAGGUCUUCCUUCUUGCAAAUAAAACAGUUGAGAUGGGUUCCUUCUUCUGUGAGAAGUACAAUAUUUAAACAUAAAAAAACACAUCAUAUAAUGUAGAUAGGUGAUAAUAAACAUCAAACAGAUUUUGUCACAAUACAUAUGAAAGUGUUGCAAUACUUAAUGAAUGGAGUACCAACUCAAUAAAUACUAGAUAAAAAAAGCACAUCAAAAUAAUUUAGUUACUGUUUCAUGGUUUUAAUUUUAGGGUAACUGUUCCCCACUGUUUUAUACUGUCAGUAAUAAUUCUUACUUUACCAUGUGAGAUCCUAACUGCAAAACAAUGUUGUGUUAUCCAAAAAAAAAAUAACAAGACAGAAGAACAUUACACAAUGUAGAGCUCUCAUCUUUUUCUUUUGUUUUGUAAAUACUAAUUAAGUAAGGCACAUUUCUUUUAUUUUUGUAUGAAAGGGGUCUUGCAGUUAGGUGUAACUAAACUGUUGCUUCAGCAUGCACUAUACAUACUUUCCAGAUUUUUUGUAUCAAUAUAAUUUCAUGUUCCCAUCAACAUGGCAUGGAUGUUGGGUAAUCAAAAAUGGUGGACAUUUCAUCUAGUUCAAUUCUUGGUGUUUAUCCAAAUUAUACUGGCAAAACUUCUACUCAUGGAAUGACUUAUUGAAUGUGACUGUGUUGAGUUUGGGAACAUACUGAUUCGAAUUCAAUAAAUGGAAAAUGAGUAAUAUCCACAUAUAUAAAAUAUUUAUACAUAUUUAUAUCGAAAACAAUAUAAUAGCAACAAUUUAUAAUUGUUGCUUACAGGAAUAAAAAAAUGUCAGAGGCAAAAUGGCAUUUUCCAUUUUCAGUUAUGAUCACCAUGUACAUAUUAUUUCAUACAAAAUAAUACAGCUAAUAAAAACUAGUAUAUAGAGUAGUUAAUUAUAGAAAAAUCGCUAUAUUGAAUGCCAUUCCACCCAGUUAAAACCAGCUUCUCUUAAAUACAGUGGGGGAGGGUGGGUAAAUUCCACAAUAAAUUUAUUAAGUCCUCCCAAUAAUACUUAACAAACUUACCCUACCUUUCAAAGAUGACACAUCUUCUAAAGCUCUUACAAAAGCAUUUUCAGAUGUUCCAGGCAUCCUCUUUUUGUAAAGCAUUCCAAAGUACAAAAAGGUCUUGGUGGAAGAUAUAGUUGACAUCAUUGGGACUACCAGGGCAAUAACCAGCUUUGACAACAGCAGCUAAAUUAAUGGUUUCAAGGUCUUUACCACAAGCAGUACAAACAUAAUUGAGCUUGCUAAAAACAAAUCAUCCUGUAAUUGAACCAUGACAUAAAACUUAUUAAAAUACUUGACUUAAAUUAGUGAUCAGUAGUCAUGUUUCACCUCAUGUUACAAAUACUGGGAAAAUAAUAACCUUGAUGAAAGAAUCUCUUAUAAAUAAGGACCUUAAUUUGUUAAUCAUGCCCAUGGAUGUCAUAAAACUGAAUUUCCACAUAAUUAUAUGAAACAAUCCACAACAACACACAGACGGGCACCCCAGUGCUACCAACCAAAUUCGAUUAUUGGAAGUGCAACUCACAGCUGUUCCAGCUGAGCUACACAAUGCAAAUGAAGAAUUAAAGAUAUCCAAACAAGAGGUGAGUGCUACCAUUCAGACAAUCAAUGACCUGAAGGCUCAAGCACAGAAUGACAUUGAUAAUUGCAGAAAGCUUGCUCAAGAGCAGCUAGCCUUAGGAAUAGAGCUAUUUUCAUCAGGUGUUGCCUCCAUUAAGUUCUAUACUGGUUUCCCAACAUAUAAGCACUUACUAGUUUUUUUGUGAGUUUGUUAAGCCAAAUGCUGAAAGACUGGUAUAUAGCUAUGCAUCAGGGGAUAGACAGAUUCACAUGUUAUCUGUAAGUAGGAAAGUAACAACAUGAGCAAACCUCCCAUACUUCAUCUUAGGAAGUCAGUGUAUCCGGCCAUCAAAGAAUGAAGUUCAGGAUAAUAUGCUAGAGGGAUUUGUCUUCUCUAUCCAACUACAAGAGUGGUUCUAGAUGGUACUGAAAUUUCUGUGCAAACUCCAACAUCACUGUUACUCCAGUCACAGCUGUAUUCCAGUUAUAAGAGCAACAACACAUUGAAGGGAUUAAUUGGAAUCACCCCACAUGGUGCAGUUUCAUUUAUUCCCUUGUUAUACACAGGAUCCAUUACAGAAAGGAAAUAACUAGAUUCAGUGGAAUUUUAGAUUUACUGGAGCCUGGUAACUCGGUAAUGGCAGGCAAAGGUUUCAGUAUUGAUGCCUUGCUAAGAGAAAAGGGGUUGGGGCUAAAUCUUCCCCCUUUUCUUCAGAAUCAAGCGCAGUUCUCUGCCGCCAAUGUACUUGAAAAAAAACUAUUGCAAAGCUCAGAGUACAUGUCGGAAGAGCCAUCCGAAGAAUAAGGGAAUUCCAUUUUUUUAAUUCUGAUGUCCCCCUAUCCACCCUUGGCUUUUUCAAUCGGCUCUACAUAGUAGCCUGUCUAUUGACCAAUUUUCAAGGACCUCUUAUUUUACAUAAUACUGCGAGAAAUUAAUCUUGCAAGUAAUUAAGACUAUUCCAUGGCAAUCUUGUAUUCCUUAAGCACCAUACUGACAGUCUUACCAAUUAUUAAGAAUCAAUGCAAAAAACAGUUAAAAAAGUGUUUCAAAAAGUGUUUGUUGUGAUUUGCCCCUGUUUGCAGUUUCUUUACCAACACCUCCUGGAUCUCUUACUACUGUAAAGUUUUUCCCCCUGGGAUGCUCCAACGCCGUUGCAUACUUAUUUCGACACCUGUAAAUAAUUUAGAUUAAUCUUGACUGGUAGCUUUGCUUGUAUAUACAAGUUUUAGGUUUCUACACAAUUCGCGUGUUUGUUAACAAAUGAGUCGACUAAGCGACAUGGAGUAAUUUUUUCAUUGCCAAAAAAAACUAACCCUUCCCCGGUUGCGAAUAAAACAGGUUUGACCAAUUUGUAAAAAAAUUUACUAAUGACCCUCCCCUCCGAGGCCCCCGCCCACCCCUACCCCCCAUAAAAAAACGUACCUUCCCUAAUCACAUGAUGGCAAUAUCCACUUAAUUCCGCAACACAUGAGCACUUUCCAGAGAGUGUCUUGUCCGCAAGGCCAAUGGAAACUUCCAAGGAAUGGGGCAUUCAUUGACCAGAAGCAUUUGUAGGUAACUGUUGCGGAUCCCAGAGGGUAAGUUACUAGAAAGAGUAGUAGUUUCCGCUCGGACGAUCCUGUACGAUGGAAGAAAUUUUGCACCCAAAACGCUCCACACUCUUUUAAAACGCAAAAAUUCUUAAAAUCUAUCCAAGAAUGAGCUUCAAAUACUAAAAUACAAGGAAUAUCAGGGCAAAAUACGCUUCGUUUUCUCUUUAAUAGUCACUCUGGACCUUCCUCGAAAGCUUUCUUCAAUUCAACGAUAGGCUCUCAAGCAUGGCGUUGCUAUGCGGUAACCAACCACGUGAUCAAGAAGUAAGCUAGGUCACUCUGCAAGCAGCCUAUAGAAAAUCAAUAAAUGUUGCGUGACGUCAUAGUGACAGUCUCCCUCCUGUUUUUACCUCUUCCGCUUUCAUUUCGCCUGACUGAUUCGAUAGUGGGUAAAUUGCGAAGAAUGGCCAAAAAAAUGUGCAUCAAUGCCCCAGAAUCAUUGCAGUCUGCCUUUUUAAAAUGGGUUUCAGAAAAACGCCAAGAUCGCUUGUCUAUCCUAAUCACUGGCAAGACCGGAGUCGGUAAAUCUCGUCUUGUAAACGCUCUUGUUGAAAAGCCAGUUGCGAAGGAAGGUCGCUCCACAAGCGCUUGUACCAACACCGUCACUUCGUACAAAACUGAAAUCAGUGGUGUUGAAGUAGUUGUGUGGGAUUCACCAGGUCUGCAAGAUGUAACGUGCAAUGAAAGACUGUAUCUUCAGGAGAUGGAGAGCAAGUUAAGUCAGGGUAUCGAUGUUAUGAUUUACUGCAUCAGUAUGACCGAUAGGCGGUUUUAUGACACGGAUAAACAUGCAAUCCGUACCCUGACAAAGGCUUUUGGGAGUAAACUAUGGGAGAAUAGUGUGGUGGCUUUAACCUUUGCUAACUUUAAGACCAAAGAUCCAGAUGAAGUGGAUGACCUUGCUUACUUCUUGAGUGAGAAGUGCAUCUGGAAAAAAGAAAUCGAUGAAUUCCUAGCCAAGCUCAACGUUGAUUUACAAGUGUGCCAACAGAUUCCAAUUGUCCCGACGGGAAAUUUUAAACAACUUUGCCUUCCCGGUUGUGAGAACUGGCUCUCGGAUCUGUGGGGAAAAUGCUUCAGUGUCAGGAGUACUUCGUCAGGGUUAGUAUUCUUCAAAAUUAACGAGAGCCGUUUGAAAUAUCUAGACAGUUCUCCAGCCACCGCAAGCACGGCCGCCGCUGCCCGCUCUUCUGACGAAAAUCCAAUGCUGAUGAAUGAGGAUGAAAAUCAAUCAGCUUACAACCCUGAUCAUGAGGAUAUCCCAAGAGAGAUUCCUCAGAAUCAAGAGCAAGAAGAUGGGCCGUUAAAGAGACUAUGGGAGGCUUUCUUUAGUGGACUUCCAUAAAGCAGCUAAAAACUUUGGUCGUCGCAUAUUGCGAUUUUUUGGCCAGACGAGGUAAUUCAAAUGUAAACUAGCAAACGAGUUUUCACGCGAAAACCAAUAUGUUUUGUUCAGAGAACUUGAAGUUUUUCUCUCUUUUACAUGUGCUUAGAGAAUUGAAACUGAUCCUUUCCUGUAGCGUAAAUAGUUAUGACUUAGGGGUAGUCAAUUCCACGAAUUUUGAAAAGCACACCACAGAUGUAUCUAUCCCCUAAUAAGAAUCUUGAGCAAACGGCGGGCCUAGCAAAACAAAAGAUCUCAUGGGCAGAAAAAUUGCCCAGCACGUGCGUUUUAAAUUUUUGUACAUUUCUUGGUUUUCCUCUACAAAACAACAACGUUAAACCACCAAAAUUUGCGUCAUCUGAUGAGAACUGAAACCACGACGGCAAAUUAUUUAAGUUUCCAUCUGGAACUCAAUGUUUCUCAUAAACAUUUUGCCGAAGUUGAGGUGUAGCACUGUAACGGUAAACACAUCUAGCCAUUGUGAGAUUCUGGUUGAAAUUUUCAAUUCAUUUUUUAAUCGACGUCUUCCACAGUGUUGUCUUCCUGACUGCUUAAGUUCCCUAAUGUACGUUGACAUUUGACUGCCCCCACGGCUCGUGUUUCACAUCAGAUCGUAAGCGUAAACGAUUCAUUAAUAACUCGCGCCUACACAGAAGUGGAUUGUUUGUAUUACAGAAAUAACGACUUAAUCGAACAUAUCGUUAUCAAUUAUCAAUCGCCCUUUGCGAAGGGUCACACAAUGGUUUAAUAGCGUUAAUUAUUCAGAUCUUCAUCCGUCGGUUAAAGAAAUCUUAUUUGGGUUAUUUGCUACCUUUUCAGUCGUAAAUGAAGUUUUAUCAUGUAAAGUAAUCAUGCAAUGUUACAUCUACACCAGCAAAGUAUAACUAAACAAUAAAAGUAAAAGAAAAAUAGUAAUUAACUCUAAAAACGAGUUUUGAAAUGAAAAUUCGCGUGUUAAAGGUGAAGAUCGAUUGCGUUACUCCGUUUAGAAUCAUCCCCAUCACAGGGGGAAGCCCAAAUGAAGGCCAUUGCUACCCUUAGUUCAUUUUGUUAAACGAUAAAAAUACAACUAUAUUUAAUCUGAAGUAUCGUAAGGGUUUCCUUAUAUUGGUGUCGGGGGAAGGAAUGGAAAUAUUAUAUUACUUUAAACCAUUCCUGCAAAAAAGAAAAAAUUAUAAAAAGGCAGGUUGAUUACUUCUUAUUCCUUUUGGAAGCCUUAUCUUAAAGGUAGAGUUUGGUCACGUUUCCCUCGUUAUGAUCGUGAAGUUGACAUGGACGGUAAUAAGAACUCGUGAUAAUGUCUUGGGAAAGCUAUGUUAUUAAUUAAGUUAAUUUGUUAAUCCAGGAAGAGUGAAUCGCUCUGGUAAAAGGUCACGUUCGACACCUCAUGUUCUUAAAGGUGUAAACAUGUGAUACUCUUCAUGUUCCGCAAUCAGAAAAUUACGUAGCAACUUGUGAACGCCCCAUCUUCUCCAACUUUUGUAAUCAUGAUGUUGUUAUGUAACGGUCUUCUAAGGCAAUUUUCUCUUAAGAUACCCUUUCAGAUGUAAAUAAUAUUCUGUCAAUAGGUUAGUUAUGAUUUUUAUAUAACUAAUCUCGUUUCUGUUCUGGCCGAUCUUAACUGUAAGAAUUAGAAAUUUAAGGUAGAAAGUGAUUUUGUAACAGCGCAAAUAACUCUAAUUAUUUCAGAGUGUAUGCGUGUUGUUCUGUAAAUAUAAACACUGCAACCUAUUUUAACUUGUUUUUGUGUCCUUUUUAAUCAACGCGAUAUGUCUGUUAUGACCAGAGUGCCAAAUUGUAUUCUUUAAUUUUGAUCUUCUCCACACUGUGCAUAAUUCAUGACCUGAUAUUUCAACGUAAAUUAUCGAGAAGGCCUUCCUAUCACCUUUGUCUACUUUGUAAGUCACGCAAGCGCGCAAGCGUUACGACCGAUAACGUUUACGCAACGUUUUAGGACAACUCGGUAUCUGAUCUCCAUUCAGUUGCUGUGAAAACCUAAAAUCCUCAACGUAGAAGAUAAACGAACGAAGUCUGAACUGUCAAAAGGAGAUCUUGGUCAAUUCCAAGAAUCAUGCAAAUGAUCUUUGACACGAGCGCAAUUGAGCGAACACAUGGAUUUGCGUUGUUUUUAAGAAGUUGGUGGAUGGAAGCUAGAGAUAUACCCGCGGAUUUGAGGCAAUCCGUGACUUCAUUGGUUUAUAAACUAUGCACUGAUAUGCUUUUUUGGCCCGAUUAACGCCUGCAUUUUGAGAAUUCUUUCGUACAAAGUAGUGAAUUUUUGAUAUGCAAAUUAAGGUCGAAGAGCAGGGUCUCCUCUGAUCACGCUGGUAUGAAAAAUGUUUCAGCUGAAGUUUCCAUAUUUUGUCUGUGAACUAACUGAAUACACCUUGUAACUUGUAGCAAAAUAGAAUUCCGUAAGCUACAUUGUUGCAGUCGCUGCGCGCUGGACAAAAUCUUUGAAAUUGACACUUUCGAUCGCUGUUCACAGGGGUAGUCUGGCCAAAAAUGAGUUUUGGCUUGUGGCGAAGCAAAAAAAGAGAAUUGGAGAACAACUAAACUAUUUUUGAAACAUGUGUCCUAAACCCUUUUCAUAGGCAAAAAAUAAAAGAAAACUUUUUUCCGACGGGAAGUCGAGAGGACCGCUCUUAGCGAGAGUGGCACUUAAGGUAGCUCUGAACUGCUCAAACAGAAUUUUUAUACAAUUGGAAAAUCACAAUUUAGUAUUUAAGUAAAUAGCCACCAAUAUCAAAAUUAACCACCCACAGGGUAAACAUAGUAAGUUAAUUGGCAAUCACAGAAAUUUCAUUUAGCUCAAUGGUUAAUGUUUAAAUGCUACAAACGAUAACCUCCACCAACAUCAACAUGAACUACUUAAAAGAAGUCUUUCAUAUUUUCUGAAUCUUAAAUAACCCCAGACUAAGCAAUCAAACUAUCCAAAUCUUUGAAAAUUUCAAAUUUCGUAGAAGAUAAUAAUUUACAAAUUUGCCCGCCAUAUUGAAAAGGGAAUUACUGCAUCACGGGCGACGAGCCGUGGAAUUAAAAAACAGGACAGAUCUUGAUGUUUCAAUGACCAAAACCUUGUGAUUUUCUUCCAGUCUCACGAUAAUUUGUAUUAUGAUACAUGUAUCAAUCUCAUAGUGUCCACACUGAUGGCUAUUAUGGAUACAGUGGAAGACAAAUUCACUGUAAACAUAUGGGACUACGCAAAAAUUCAACUUGGAUGUAUGGUCGAUAUCAAACAUCACAUAUCCUGGAAAGUUAACUUACAACCUGCUUCCACGUAUGACGAAGAUCUGGUCUCUUUUAUAAAGGAUAGGGUGCUGUCCCCCAAUGCUCUCCAGCAAGUUACAGUUGGGUUACAACGCUCUCCCAGAAGGGCACAAAUUUGCAACAAAAUUACUCUUCACUUAAUAAUGCGUGCUUUUCUAUUUAAAUCAGCGGCUGACAUAUGCCACUUUCCUUCUUUUGAUCUAUUUAAAAUAAAGCCCCUUGAACUAAAUUAUAAGGAAUACCAUAAUUAUACGUAUUUUAUGUUACCACAUUUUACAUACUUUUUCAACUAUGCAUUACAAACAUUAAAAUGAAAUAAAAACCAAUUCAUGCACAAAUGAAUUCUUACUUUAAUACAGACAGGUGUCCCUACAGGUGUUAGCAAGAACUUGGUCUUGUCGGUAUUCAUUGUGAGCGUUUGGUGAUCCAUAUAUCAGUGGAGACACUCUCUGCAACUAUCUCUGUCAAGAAAAGACCAAUCCUUUCACCCUUACUUAAUUUCAUUCAUACAGGCAUGGAUGAGAACCUGCAGCAAAACAAAGUAAAAAAAGAGUGCCAAUAAGGUGGCAAGCUCCAUUGUAAACAUUUUCUUGACAAAUUAUGCACUGGUUAUAAAAAGGUAUAUGUUGUGCUUAAUUUUUGUCCUUGGUCUAGACAUCAUUUUCCUUUUGGUUUUGUUAACGAUUUGAAUAAAAAAUGCAUUUUGUGUAAAGAAAGAAAAUAAAGCUCCUAGCCAAAGUUAUGGUGAGAAGACAUGUCACUAUCAAUUUGGCCUCUAUUAAAAGUAAAAUAAUUAAACUAAGGAUAAAAAUAAAUCACAGUAUACCUAUACUAAACCCUCAGCCUAUUUGUAUCAAUAUUACUAUUUUUUCUGGUGUUUACCCAAUAAAUUCAAUCCACUUACAGACAAAGAUAGUGCCUGUACAUUUGACCAUCUCUCUUAGGGUAAGGCACAUGUAGAAAGCAAUAUUUCACAAAACAACAACAUUAUGUAUGCAAGGUUUAAAUUUUUUCAGACCUUUUCUGCUUGAUUUUAUGAGCGGUUCCAGGAUUUUCUUGCGCAAAGAGCUCAGGGUGAAUGUACCAGUCGUCAUGUAUUUUGGUAUGGUGGUUUACAGUAACUGUUGUAUAAAGUAACCUUCCUCGAUAUUAAUUUCGUGAACUUGUCAUUGACAAAGAGCUAUUAAAUGAUAGACAUUCAUCGCCAUUUCAUUGAUUACUGUGCUCUACAGUCAUCAUUGAACUGCUAAAUAAUUUCUUUGCCAUCAGAAAUUGCAUUAAAUAUACUAUGUUAGAGAUCACAGCACUGUGCCCCAAAAUCUAAUGUCGUCUGGAUCACAAUUUCAUAUAUUUUAUUAAGGCAAAGGUAAAAAUCAAACAAGAUCACACAGACGUUAUGUCUGAGACAACAUUGCUAUGUAUAAUGUUUAUAUAGUUAGUUACGGAAAAGCUACUCUAUUCAUAAAAUCAGUGUCAAUACUCUCCCUUGUAGCAACUAUAAUUUUCAGCCAAGUUGGGAAAUAGUGACCUAAAAUGGACCCUUCUGGGCAUCCAAACUUUCAAAUUUCCAGGGAAAGGUUUCCUAGAAUUUAUUGUCCUAGGGGGAAUAAAUGGCUGCCACACUGUCAUUUUGAUCCCUCCCAGUUGCUCAAGCAUUGUCCCUCCUUUCCACAAUCUUGCCAAAGCCCCCAUAUAUGUAGUAAUUAAAUCAUUGAAGUGUAGUGUGCAAUCUCGGCAAGAGAUGAUAGUCAUGCACACUUUAAAGUGAGUCAUCCCAGUGGAUAUUUGGUGAGGUAUUGCAUUCUGUGCUCAAAAUCUAGUUCACAUAGACCCGGGGAAAAAGAAUGGGGCAUAGCAGUCAUUCAGGUCGGUUAAUUGCUCCAAGUUCUAAUUUAAUACCACUGCUCAUUUGGUUAUCUAUCUUGCCAAUACUCUUUCCAGUUAUUUGGGUUUUUAUGGAAACUCUUCCCAUUGAGAAGAAGCAUAGUAUGUGUUUGCAAAUUAAUAGCAAAGAAAAGUAAAAAAAAAAGCAAAACAAAAACAUUAGGGGAGGAAGAGGAUGGUACCAAAGACAGUGGUAAAAUUUAUUUUGGCAGGGGGUUGUUUUUUUAUUUUUGAAUGAGGGUUGUAGCCUAAGUAUGUCGUUUGAACAAUGAGACAGACUUAUAGCCAGAAAAGGGUGAUUACAAGCUAAAAGAAAUAAAUAACAAAUUGCAAAUCACUAACAAAUAAUUUACAAUAACAUAAUGAAAAUAAAACAACUGGUAAAAGUACAAUAGAUUGUCAUGGCAAUGCACUAAAUUUAACAAACAAGACAAUUUCAAAGUAUUGCAUGACAGAACAGUGAUCAUUGUGUGACACUUAAUAAAAUACUAAUCCUCUUGUCCAAACAUGUAACUAUUGAAUAGUGAGCUAUUCUUAGAAUUAAACACACUGUGCCAAAUAGCUUGCCUUAUUGAUUUUAUUUAAAAUUACAAAAAGUCUUUCUCCUCAAGUUGCCUCCAUUUUCAGUCUCUCCACAUUUCAUAAUGAUGCUGUUCUGUGAUGCUCAACAAGACUCAUCCAUCACUAUCAUCUUGCUUUAAGAUACUUGCCACAUCUAUGAACUCUUCUGUGGUCUCCUUGGUCCAAAAAGGCUCUAUCCCACUUGUAAUAAAAAAAAUCUUUGUCUUGAUUUCCCCUUCCUUACCUACCUCCAGUAAUCAAAAUCUACCAUUUCUUUUGUUGUCAUCACUGCAUGGUAACACCCUCUUGGAACUCUUAUCCCUUUUUCCUUCCUUAGUUUGAAAAGAUAUUGCUCAGUGACAGCUCCAAUAGAGCAUCUGUAGGGUUGGAAACUGUGAAGAAAAUCAGUCUGCAUUAGGAAAGAAACUCUAAUGACACUCAGCUCAUGAAAGACUAUCUUCACCAAAUAGGUAUUAAAAUGCACAUUUGGCCUACUUUCAUUGGGUUGGUUGGACUUCUUUGCUAAUGAAGUACCACCAACCAAGUAUCAGUAGGUUAAUGAUAAUAUGCUAUAAAUUAACUCAAGGAACAAUGAAAACAACCUCACCUUUAUCUUAACCCAACAAACAAAUUUAGCAAUUAAAGAAGGAACAUCAAUCAUUAGAUGUAUUUAUAAUAAUUUAACUUAAGCAGACAUAAGCAAUAAAAACAUUCAAAACUGGUCAUCAAAGGACACAUGACAUAAAAGUUAUAGUAAUUAUAAUAAUAGUAAUAAUAGUGAUAAUAAUAAUAAUAAUAAUAAUAAUAAUGAUAUCCCCCUAAACUACUUGGCAUGUUACAAGAACAUCUCUGUAUAGUAUAAAAUAAUAAUAAUCAUAAUAAUAAUAAUAAUAAUGUUCCUCUACACUACUUAACAUGUUACAAGAACAUCUUUGCAUAGUAUACAACAAUAAUAAUAAUAAAGUAAGAGGAAACCUGAGCAGAAGAAAAACCAUAAGUCACUCACAAAUUCUCCAUACCUCAUAAGAAGCAUCUUUGGGAGGCUUGAGGAGCUCAUACAGGACAAAAUCUUCAUCAACUGGUUCACUGGCUGUAAAAAAAAGCACAACAAUGCUUUCUUUAACACAUAACAAAAAACAAAUAAGGUUUAUAUAGAUGAAUAAUUAUGGAACAAAAUAGCAACAAACUCAUAUUACAAAAACAAAGAAAGAGUGAAAAUGGUCAACAUAUUAAUUACCUUGAAUAUCGUUUUCAUUUGACAACUCUGUGUCUUUGUCCAGUAGUUGAAUGUCUAAUGGAGGAAGAGGAGGGCGGAAAACAAAUGGAUCAUCUUCUAUCUUCAUAAUCCUCCCCAAAAUCCACUGAUUCAUACUUACCAGGAAAAGCAACACCAAAACCAGCAGAAACCUCUUCCAUGGUUUUUUCAGGACUAAAUGGACUCACUCCUGUUCUGUAUUUCUUGAUUCCAUCUUCACCUGUUCUUGCACUGCUGUCUUCGCCAGCACAAAGCACAAAACAGUAUCUGCCAAUUUUUCAUAAACGUAUGUCUGGCAUCCAUUGAGGCUACAAUCUCCUAAAUAAAAUAUAGUAUUUGUGAUUAAAUUAUAGCUAUAUAAGAUUGCUACCAAUAACUUACAUUUAUUGAUCAACCCUUUACACCCUAACAUCAGUUCAAAUAUUCUCCAUACUGCUCUUUAUACAUUUCCUGAGAUGCUGACAAGGAGAACUUGUUUAAAAAUCAAGAGCUUUAUAAGUUGUUGGUCAUUUCCUUUAUUCUCAUGACCUUAAUGUAUGAUUCAGGGGUGAUAUUGUAAGGAGAAAUUAGAAGCUAGUCACGUUAGGGGUUAAAGGGUUAAGAGUGUUUCUUUCAUUAAUGUAAUGCAAACUGUACAUAACUGGUACAGCAGAUCCUAUUUAAUGGUCAGAGAUGACCUUUCUUCAAUUAGGUAACUGGAAUUGAGGCAAUGGAAGAUAUUAUUGCAUGCUCAGUGUGCUGUACGUAGCAUGGUAGUAUUUAAAGUUUCCUGUUCCUGAAUUUCAGCUGUGGAUAACUGUUGUAUUCCACCACAAUUAUUUUCCAGCCCCUCUAAGCUGUUCUCAGUUUCUCAGCAGGAGUUAACUGUUGUAUUCCAGCACUGUUAAUUUCCAGCCCCACACAACUGUUCUGAGAUUACCAGCAAGGAAUAAAUAUUCUUUUCCCGUACUUACUUGUAUUUUCCAGCCCCUGCAAGCUGUUCUGUCUUUUUUGUUUUCCGGCUGGAGGUAACUGUUAUUUCUAAGCACAAUCAUUUUCUAGCCUCUCUAGGCUGAUCAGAGUUUUCCUGCUCUAGUUACCUGUUAUUUUCCAUAAGACAGACUAAUGUACAUAAGGACCCAGGGCAUGGAGCAAAGAAACCUUCCUUGGAAACCUUGAGAACAAGCCAAUAAUGUUUUUAAUUGCUCAGAUCAAACUAAAAAAUUUAAUUGUUUUUUGAAAACAAUGUCAUAUAAUGUUAUAUAAUGUUAAAAAUAUCAAGCCCAACAGUAAUUCUGAACACAAAAUUUAAAAAAUUUGACACCUGUGGAGUAUAUGGCAUUGCUUAUGAAUGAGACAAAAAUGUGCUUUUACACUCCCAUCAUGCCUAAAUAAUGUCUGAGUAAAAUUUAAGCUCAAAUGUAGUAUUUUCAGCUUAUAAAUCUACUCCUGGUGGGUAGCUCUGGCAACCUAUCUUUACAUGUAACUGCCGAUGAAAUAACCCUCCAUUUUCAUAAAGAUCUACACUUUUAGAACCUUCUUGUCAUUUUUUUAAAGCAUGGCCUUUCAAACUUUUUCUUUUAGCUCCAAUGAUAAAAAACAUUUAGAGAAACUCAAAUAAUGAACAAGCACAACUAGUGCUUAAUUACUAAGUUGGCAAUUGACUGAGACACCAUUAGCACCACAAUAAAAAAAGGAAGAACCCUCAACUGGCUAAAACAUGCAUCAUUCAGUUGCAUACUAUUAUUUUAAGCGCAAAGAAGAGCGCAAUGUUUACAAAAAUCAUUUUGUGAGGUCUUAUGAGAUCGAAAAAGAAGAUUUGAGUGUUUAAAAGACGAGAUAGUGGUUCGUUUUUGCACGCGAAGCCCUCAAACUCGUGCAAUAAUUUGCUGCUAAAAGUGACGAUUUUAACCGAAUUUCGUUAUUUGUAUUUUUCUCUGAAAUAAAAAGAUAUUGCGCCAAAAAAAGUAUGCAGUGAUUUUAGUUAUAGUCUAGGCUAUCUAACAUUAAAAUAUGAAAGAAAUCGAAUUUUCCACCCUUGCCGCGAUAUGUUUGAUUUUUACAGACAAGCGCUCUUAAAUCUUCUUUUUCCAUAUAUAACCCGCUAUACUUUAACUCUAAUUUAACCACUGAAGCAAUCAACAGAGAUUGGAAUACUUGAGAGGGCUUGAAAUCCUGGCCAUAGAAAUCCUGAGGUCCUCAAGUAUGAAGGUUUUAUAUCUUGCUACAUUGCAACUGGUUUAUGAUAAGAAUUUUUUCCACAAUCACAAUAUACAUGCGUGUCAUUCAAGAUUCCAUUUCGACAUGUUUUUGUCUAAUUAACUAUGAUGAGAAAAAUUAAAUAGAGUUAAAAUCAUUCAAAAUGAAAAUAUUUACCAAUAUAAAGAGAGCUACAUCAUCAUCCUUCAUAUUUGGUUAAUAGAACAUGCAAAUACUGAAGUAAAGAAGGAUUAAGUUCAUAUGCUUUGAUUUGCAUUGCAGAAAAGCCUUCCAGCUGCAAAAGAAAAACUAUCAUGUUGCUGCCUACUUGUAGUGUCAAAGCAUGUGCCAAAUGUCAGUUUCUAGAGGAGACUGAUGAACAGUGCAGAAGCCUAUGUGUACAGAAACCUGGAACUGCUCGGCUUUUAUGCCUUAUAUGUAACAAGGAAUGGUCUUCCCUAGAAGAGUUCAGUUGGAGAAGCUCAUUAAAGAAAUGAUAGAUUGAGCUCCUAACUUGCUUCAUUUCAUGACCACUGUCUCUUUCCUUUUGCACAAAAGUACAAGUACCUCCAGUGUGUGUGACAUAUAUGGUUAUGUAGUAAAUACUCAACGCUGAGAGCUGAACCUUUUCCAAAAACUCAUGUCAUCGUCCUUGGUAUUGAACAUUCCAAUCAUGAGGUGGAUAUCAUUUUAGUAACUACAAGUAAAUAGUAAAAUAGUUGUUAAAAAAUUUUAUUCUCACUUGAAAUAAAAGGUAAGAAAAAUUGUCAAAGGUAUAUUGUUUGCCAGGGGCGGGCUCUAUUAUGAGCAUGCGCAGGAGUCAACCGGAAGUCAUUACUAAAGAAUGUAGUCAUGUACAUUUAAAACUGGAAUCCCACAAUUUAUUUGGCGACCGUACCGCCGGCAAGGAGCCAAAAUGACCCUGGGCUCGAGAUUGGACUCGUGCCUAAAGUGGAUUGGUUGUAUUGCAGAAAUGAAGACAUAAUCGAACAUGACGCUAUCAAUUGUCAGUUGCCCUUUUGCGAAGAGUCACUCAAUGGUUUAACACUGGAAAAAAUAUCAAAUAUUAUCAAAUAUCCAAGUUGGUUUAAACUUGGGUUUUACUUGUUUUUUGUUGGAUUUUCACUAAAAUCCAAAAAAAGUUUUAAAAAAAUUCCAAUUUCGAUUUACAAGUUGGAUUUUUUAUUAAACAAACUGGAAAAUAAGAGAAAACCAUAAUUGGAAAAGCUAUCAUUCAAAUAAUCAUAUUAUAUUCAUUAAUUUGGAUUUUCACAAAUCCAGACAUGGAUUUAGCUCAUUACUUAUUUGUAUUCUAAAGAUAACCAACUUUGUUAGCUCAGUUAUCCUAGUUUGGAUUACCAAACAACAGGCUUGGAAUUGCACUAUCCCAGUAAUAACCAAAACUGGAAAAAAAAAAAAAGGAGAAACCCAUAACUGGAAAAGGGACUAUCCAAAUAGUCACUUGAAUCAGCAAUUUGGAUUUUAACAAAUCCAGAUAUCAGUGGAUUUACCUUAUUACAUGUUUCUAUUCUAUAGAUAACCAACUUUGUCAAUUGAGUAAUCCAGGUUCUAAUUACCAGAUAACAAAAUUGGAAUUGCACUACUACAGAAAUGUUCUUUAAACCACAUAUUUUGUUUGACACUAAACCAACUUUACUAGGUAAAAGAUUUUUUAGUAAACCUAAAUAAUGGAUAAUGACCUUUCCAGUCUAAUGAAUAGUCAAAGUCAAACAUUGCUGGCUUUGUGUGAUAGCCAACUACAGUAUCUGUAAAAAAACACAUUCACCACAAAAUGUCCUAGCAGCCAGUCUACAAGGAGCAGCUUUCAACAGAACAGUCACCACAGUCGUGGUGCUUUAAACAACAACAUGCAUUUUGUCCUUUCUUUCCUUAGCAGUUUCAGUUUACAUUUACUGGCAAUUGGAUUAAGUUCCUUCAUUCCUUUAGCUGAAAAUAAUACUGAUGGCUGACCACCUUGUCUAUCCAGACCAAGGUGAUCAAGUCAGCUGACACACUUGCCACUGACUUGUGUAAUGACCAAGUACUGCGAACAACAAUAUCAUCACAAAAUAUUAUUCAUAAACUCGAACAUCAUCAUCACAGCCAUGAUUCUUUAAACAACAACCCACUUUUUGUCCUUUCUUUCUUGAGAAGCUUCAGUUUAUGAUUUCUGGCAAACAGAUUAAGUUCCCUCAAUAGCUGAAUAUUUCUGAACUUGUCUAUCCACACCAAAAUGAUGAAGUCAGCUGACACAGUACUACUUGUCAUGGGCAUUGACUUGCGGUGCAACAAUCAACAGUCACCUGUCAUUCAGAACCACAUCAUCUCCAGCGACAUUUCCUAAGGGAGCAUUCACUUUAACAUUCCCCCUUUUAAAAGGGCACUUGCAACAGCACAGAUGUGAGCAGUUUUGUCUUUGUUCCUGAACAGUUUCAGAUGAAGAGUUUUGGCAAUUGGUUUUGGAUCCUUGAAAGGUGGACGUCAUUGAUGAUUGCUCUGUCCAGCCAUACCAAGAUACCGGUAAUGGUUUCUGCUGAUGAUAAAGUGAGUUCUGAAGAAGAGACAUUUAGUUAAACUAUAAUUACACAGUGGUAUCUAGUCACGACAACCACUUGCCACAGGGUUGUUACUUCCUACCACAAAAAGCAAAUUGGCUUUCAAGCCAGAUACUAGAGAUUUUAAUUUUACAGCAUGCAGGUAUUUCCAGUACAGUAGGAUUACUGCGAAUAGUACAUUUACUGAAUUAAGUACAAAGUGCUCACCUUAGAACCCAUACUAAGCUCGUUGUUUAACAAACAGAGAAGCCUUGACUGUGCUCUGUUCUGUUAUAAAGCACGCAGGAAGCAGCUAGAGCACGAAAGAAGGGUAGGGAGAAACACGAGACGUUGUCGAGCGUUUCUCCUCACUUCUUGAGUGCUCUAGCCGCUUCCUAAGUGCUUUAUAACAGAGCAGAGCACAGUCAAGGCUUCUCUGUUUGUUUUAUAAUAAAGAAUCCGUUAAAUUCCUCAUGCAUUACUUUCAAUUCUCAAAACAAACUUUAGUAUCAAAGCGAACAACAGUGUCGUCAGCAUGCUCUAUACUCUCAUAGAGCACGCUACAAUAAGCCAAUCAGAAUCCCUGUUAAAAUGGUUCAAAUAAUCUGAUUAGCUGUACAAGACAAAAGCUGUCAAAAGUGUCAAACCAUCAAAGUUCACAAUCUACGAUAGUUUACAAACUAAAAUAGUUCGGCAAGUCGAAUUUUAAUACAGAAUCUUGAAGUGAAAUGUUCAGUGAACUUCAGCCGAAUUAUGGCUCAUAAAAACACGCGAGUUUUUUCACAUGACAAGAUAGAAAACAAACUGUUCAAGGCAAGUGGUUUUUAAAUGAACGACAGCCGAAUUCACCGGAACAUGAAGAUCGCUCGGGGUGACAGCGCUGAAAAACUCGGCUGCAGUGACUGAAGUGACUUUCCACUCAACGCAUCGGAAAGGAUAUCAGAGCGAGCUCUUAUUUUUUCACUCGAAGGGCGGCCGAUGUAGUUUCUGAGGCUUGCUUUACUAUGAUGACCGGAGAUCACCAUGAUAAGCGAGCCGCGAUGGACUUCAGCGUGAUCAUAUUUGCUCAGACACCGUCAUGAUUGGCACGAAUUUUAACAGUUAUGCCAGUUUGGUUAUAUUUUUCAUCAUUUCUGUUUUGUUCUGUUUUGUUUUUGAACUCUGAACUUUAUAUACCAUACGAGUGUUAGCUAUGUUUGAUUUUUAUUACAGUUCGUAAGCUUGCAAUCUAGCUGAGCGUGAAAAUCUUUAAAAAUUCGGAAUAUCUAUUUUAAUUUUCCUUUGAGGAGUUUCGUAUCUGCUCACGUUUUAAUAAGGUAAAUUAUGGCGCCUGAUAUGUUUACAAACCUUUGUUUGGUUCUUCUGUUGCUACUUGCCGGCUCGCUUGUUCCGAAAUCUCACUUUCAAUUAUCGGAAAAAGGCUAAAAAGAAGUCCCGGAAAAGGUCGAACAUAGUACAAUUUUGCAGAUAGCGUAACAGCUUUAGCUCAGUUCUAUGCUCUAUACUCUCAUAGAGCACGCUCUUUCAACCAAUGACAGCGCGUUAUAUCCGAACUUUAUUACAAUAAUAAUUACAAGAUAGGUGCAUGUGUAAUCAAUACAGCACAAUGUGUUUACCGUUACGGUGCUACAACUAAACUCAGCAAAAUGUUUGUGAGAAACAUUAAGUUCCAGAUGGAAACUUAAAGAAUUUGCCGUCGGUGUUUCAGUUAUCAUCAGACGACGCAAAUUUUGGUGAUUUAACGUUGUUGUUUUGUCGAGGAACUAAGAAAUGUAUAAAGAUUUAAAACGCACGUACUGAGCUAUUUUUCUGCCCAUUAGACCAUUGUUUUGCUAGGUUCGCCGUUUGCUCGAGGUUCUUAUUAGCGGAUAAAUAUAUCCUGUCACGUGCUUUUCAAAAUUCGUGGAAUUGACUACCCCCAAGCGAUGAAUAUUGACACUACAUAUAAAAAUGAGAAAAACUUAUAGUUCUCUGGGAAAAACAAGUCGGUUUUCGUGUGAAAACUCCAUCAUUAUCGUUUGCUAGUUUACAUUUUAAUUACCUCCACUAAAAAAAUAUCGUAGUACGCCAUAAGUAAAGUUUUUAAAGGCUCCACAGCCGUCCAAAAAAGCCUUCCAUAUCCUCUUCAACAGUCCAUUCUCUUGCUCUUGAUUCAGAGGAAUCUGUCUCGGGAUAUCAUCAUUAGCACCAGGGUUGCAACCUGAUUGAUUUUCAUUCUCAGGCAUCAGCGUUUGAUUUUCGUCGUCUUCAGAGGACGGGAGAGCGCAGACCGUGCUUGUGGUGGUUGGAGAACUGUCUGGAUAUUUUAAACGGCCCUCGUUAAUUUUGACGAAUGCUAACCCUGACGGAAUACUCAUGACAUUGAAGCAUUUUAUCCAAAGAUCUGAGGGCCAGUUCUCACAUUCGGGGAGGCAAAGUUGUUUAUAAUUUCCCGUCGGAACCAUGGGAAUUUCUCGGCGCACUUGUGAUUGAACCCCAAGACUGGCUAGGAAAUCACCGAUUGCUUUUUCCUAGAGGUACUUCUCUCCCGAGUAAAAAGCUAGGUCAUCCUCUUCAUCUGGAUCUUUGGUAUUCAAGUUAGCAUGGGUUAAAGCCACCACGCUUUUCUCCCAUACUUUACUCCCAAAAGCCUCUGUCAGGGUUCGCAUUGCCUUUUUAUCCUCGUCAUAAAACCGUCUCUCGGUCAUAUUGAUGCAGUAAAUCAUAACAUAAAACCCCCGUCUUAACUUCCUCUUCAUGUCUAUGACAAACCGACUUUCAUUGCACGUUCCAUCUUGCAGACCUGGUGAAUGCCACACAAAUACUUCGAUAUCAUUGAUUUCAAUGCGGUAUGAAGUGACGGUGUCGGUACAAGGGCUUUUGGAUUGACCUUCCUUCGCAACUGACUCUCCAACAAGAGCGUUUACAAGACGAGAUUUACCGACACCGGUCUUGCCACUGAUUAGGAUAGACAAGCGUUUUGGGUAUAUUUCUGAAACCCAUUUUGAAAAGGCAGACUUCAAUGCUUCUGUAGCAUUGUUGCGGAAUGUUUUGGCCAUUCUUCACAAUUUACUCACUGCCGGGUCAGUUAGGCGAAAUUACCUGAAAGGUAAUCAUUCGUUGAAGAGUGCCACUAUGACGUCACGCAACAUUUAUUGAUUUCAACACGUGGUUGGUUACCGCAUAGCAGCGCCAUACUAGAGAGCCUAUCGUUAAACAAAGCUUUCGAGAAAGGUCAAGGGUGACUAUUCAAGAGAAAACGAAGCGUAUUUUGCCCUCGUAUUCCCUGUAUUUAGUAUUUGAAGCUCAUUCUUGGAUAGAUUUUAAGAAUUUUGCUUUUUAAACAACUGUGGAGCGUUUUUGGGCGCAAAAUUUCUUCCAUCGUACAGGAUUUCCCGUCCGGAAACUAUACUACUCUUUUGUAGUGACAUAUCCUCUGGAAUCCGCAACGGAUAACUCCAAAUGCUUCAGGCCAAUGAGAAAGAAUGAGCCGCCCCGUUGCGUAGAGGUUUGCAUCGGCCUACCAGACAAGACACUCUCUGGAAAGCGCUAAUGUGUUGCGGGAAUAAGUAGAUAUCGCCACCUUGUGAUUAGCCUUUUUUUUUAAAUCUGACUCACUGAAAACAGCUUGGCAUGCGAUCCCUUCCCGAUGACUUGACAUGUACAAGUAUGCAACAGCGUUGGAGCAUUCCAAGGGGAAAAAACUACACAUCAGCAAGAGAUCUAGGAGGUGUUGGUAAAGAAACUGCAAAUGGGGGCACAUUACAAAAAAUUCACUAGAAGUACACUGUGCUCUCCAUCAUCUCAGUACAACGUCCUCACCAAAGAACAUUUUAACGGAAUCGAACCAAACCCUCUAGUAUAGACAGUGUCUCUGGUUCUAAAGAAAGAUCAAGCCAGUAGCCUUCCUGUUGUCCCUUGCAAAUUUGGAAAUGCACAUAAUCUACCACAAAGUACCUGUGAGUGAGGUAAUUUGCCAUCUUCGUUCUUUCCCACAUUAAUAUUCUUCUCUCCUUUUGUAAGAAUGUAGACAUCACUCACAAUGUUUCAAGUGAUCCACCCACCCUACAAAAAAGUAACUCUUGCAUGCAUAGCAUGCCUAUGUUUUGAAAUAGGUGUAUACCCUUGGCCAGACUUGAGCGCACUAUUUCAGUAUACUAGUCCGACACCCGUAGUAUCACUACACUUGAUUCCAAGGAUCCAGUACCAUCCAGGUAUCCCAGUUACCCUGCUCACAGGGUCUAGUUUUCUUUGAAGUUUCUGCUUAGAAGUCAUUAUCCAGGACUUAUUAAAAGAAAAAAAUGGCGCGAAAAAGCGACGCACGUAACCGUCCGUUCAUUCUGCAGUUGCGGCGUGCACUUUGUAAGAGCUAAUCGCCUUGACUUUUGAGAGAACAGCAAAAGAACUACCAACUUUGAAAGGUACGUGAUACAUAUUCAUGCUCAUGGUUUUAUGGUGGUAAAUCACUUUUUCAAUGUCCAAAUGGUCAGUAUUUUAUUUUAGGCUGAAAUUGAAUCACGCAAAAGACCUUUCCGGCGUGCUUUCAACUCUUAUCAUAGGAAAAAAGAAUGACCCUAGGCGUCUUUUAUGAAUCACAUACACUUGUUUAAUCAAAAUAUGUUUCUGAGCGCAGAGAUAAAUAGACUAUUCUCGACUAGACAAGUUCUAGUGCUGCCGUGAGGAUUUAAUUGGAAAAAGUUCAAACAGGAAAUCAGAGCAUGAACGGUCGUGGUUCGCGUGUAAUGUUCAUUUCUGCCGGACACCAAAGUCACUGUCUUGAAAAAGAACUUCAAGCACGUUAAAGAUUAUAAAACUUUAUUUUUAUGGGAGGUUCGUUUUGUGAAUAGAGCUCGUUGAAAAGAUUACAGAUUUAAAUAAUAAAUGCGGUAUCCACACCCCAUAUUUGGGGCCGAUUUUGAUCAAGUUUCUUGGUUUUCACUUUUUCUUUUUCCUCUUCUUGUCACCGGCCACCGGUAGAUGGCUAACUAUUUAGUGGUUGAAUAGUCAAAGACUGGCUAUGUAUCAUUAAACCCGCCGCAACUUGAGGCUUUAGCCUCACGAUCAGUGAUUGCUCGGGACGGCUUUACACAGUGCAACGCAGUGCCCAUGCAGUAUAAAGCAGAACUUUGGAAAGGCAAAAUUUUAUCUAUCCAUGGUGAGUUGCUCAUGUCAAUUGUGUCAGAAAAUGUAUAGCCUGACAAGUGAUUUCUAGGUUAGCUUUCACAGAAAAGCUGUGUCGGUUGAAUUGUUUUAGUAAAUUAAGUUUGCCAAUAAAUCGUUCUUGAAUCGCGUAAAGGAAAAAACAAUUGCUUUUUUUUUGCAAGUUAAAAAUGCGGACUGUUUUUUUGAAAGGAAAGAAUUAUCUCGCCUUUUUGACCGGAAAUUGACGCGUAAUUGCGAGAUAUAUUGGUAAAAGCCGCAACCAACCGCAUUGCGAGAACUGACAAUUAAUCUGGAAAAGCUCUUUGUUAGACGCCUGCCUCGUGGUUUAAUUAUUUGUAGUUUGCAGAACUUUUCCAAAUCCAGACGAGUCGAACAAUCCUCACAAUUUCUUUCGUUUUGCGAAAGAAAUUUCACGAAAGCCAUUUUAAAGCCAGCUGUCAAGAGCCAGCGCGUAGAAAUCAUGAAAAUUACAAACACGGCUACUUGCGGCGAACUUUGCCCUUAAUAGGUGUGACAAAUUUUCGCUGAGAAAUAAGCCGCGUUUCCCACAAACGAACAAUUGACAAUGAAGGGAGCCUCACUGGGAUGAUAACUUUUUCGGCUAACAAUUCAAAUUUUGGCGGAUUUAUGGCUAACAGUUAAUAUCUUGCCAUUGUCGUCUACAGAAAUUUUUUCACUGUUAACUUGUUUUUCUACUAACGGUUAAAAUUACUCAAUUUUAACGCGUAACGGCUAAAUUUUUCGGCCGUUUAACAGCUUACGGCGAACCCCAUUGAGACCCUCAUUGAGGAAUGUUUUUGAGAAAAGAGUUAAGAGUUUGCGAAUAUCUGCAGUCAUUCUUACACUGCAAGUCAAAAGUCGAUCCUUCAGUGCUCAAGGCUAAUAUAAGUGUAGUACCGAUUAAAGUCUCUUUAGAGGAGAGAAUCCAGCGGAGUCACCCAUUAUUUAAUGACACAUUCACUUAAAAAGUGUGAAUUUGCAACGUGAUAAAAUCGAAGAUUCUAGCCGCUGUAGAUGCAUAAUCUUGUUUUUCUAGUAGAUCAGGGGGUAAAAUUUCUGCACAGCCCCAUACACAGCCCGAAAAUUUUACCUUUAAAACUCGCAAAUUACUUGCAGUUUGCUGUUGAUGAUCUUCUAAAUCUAGCCGAGUUUCUUUUUUUCUCAGUACUUUGGGAUGAAUAGAUUCGCGGAACUUUUUCAAAACGUCCUAUGUUAUCUUAUGUAGUUUUUAAGAUCAGACUUAUCUAUCUGAGACUGAUGCAAUUAACUGCAUUGUAAUUUUUUUGUCUACAUCAUUGAAGACAAGAAGAAGGCUGCAGACAAGGAAGUAGCUCCCGAAUGCAUCACCCCAAGCCCUGCAAGUCGGAAGGCGGUUGAUUACAAUAAAAACAAAAGGGCCAGGACUAAGAAAUCUCUUGGAACAGACUUUGAAUUUCAUUACGUACUGGCUGCAACAGAGACAGCAGCUCUGGAUCUGAGGGUACAUGUAUAUACAGUAUUACCCCGUUAAUUCAAACUCGCAAGGGAAACAAAAUAUGGUUCGCAUUAGUGAGUGUUUGCUGACAGCAAAUGACUGAAAAACAUGGGUCAAGGGAACUCAGAGUUGUUCGAGUUACUAGUGCGUUUGAGUGAACCGAGUUCAAGUAAGCGGGGUCCUACUGGCCUUAAAUUGAAGUUAAAUUACCUGAGCAGCCUUCAUAUUUUUUCAGGUUUUAAUUUGUAUACAAAAGUUAUAGAUUAAUUGCCAUUGAAAGGUUGUCUUCUGGCAAUAUGCCCUGCAAUGGCAGUUUGAAAUUCCAGCCAUAGCCACAUCCAUCUGUGAUAUUUUUCAAUGUCUUUAUAAUAUGUUCAUUCACUUUUAUACGGUAAUCUAGAAACAGAUGUUGAGGAGGUGGAUAAAACACCAGCAAGAAAGCCAAACGAGAAAAGAAAGCGAAAGGGUAAGGAUCAGGGAGUUUGUAAUAUGCAUGCAUAUGCUCUGAUUGGCUAAGCUCUAUAGCUAGCAUUAUUCUACCGUAAUGCCCAUGGGCCAAUUACAAAAGUUAGCUUCAUGAUCAUGUUUUUUUAUAAUUUAGUGGUAUUAGAUUUGCUUUUAGUGUCAAUCAAGUCAUCAUUCAGAAUAAUGUGUAUAUAUAUAUAUAUAUAUAUAACUUUUUCCCCUAUACAUUGCAGAAACUGAUGGUGAGGAACAGGAUGUACAAAUUGUUGAGCUAAAGAGAAAAAAAAGUCACAAAGAAAAUGGUUGGUAUAACCCUGGUAUUACCAUUACUGUUAUUAUAAGGAACUAAAUGCAGUAAGGAUCAUUUGACUUUGAUUUAACGAUCUCCAUCACAAAAUGUACAACAAAUUUAGUUAUUUGGUGGUCAGGAGUAUGUUUGGAGUGUAUUUAAUUUUCUUUUGCCUGAAGGGAUAUAACAUAUUACAUUAAUAAAUCAGGGUUGCUACAGUCAAGGAAAAAUCAGAAAAAACAAAUUUCUUUAAGGUCACAGAUGACUGUGUCAAUGAAUUGCAUAUCAUUUCAUGGAAAUUCAAAACUUUACUUGGAAGUCAAUUAAAAGCUGGGACACUUUACUCUUUGUUGAGCCAUCAGGUUUCUGAAAAUAUUUCAUUACAUCAACACUGUUUCAAAGAUAGGAGAGUCAGAUACCAUAGCUUCCAUUAUUUGCCAUAGAAAAAAUGGUAGAACCAUACAUUGCACAAAAUUUAACAUUAUUUUACUUUCACUGUACACAGGCCCAGGGAAGAAGCUCAAAAAAACAAAGAAAAGUACAAAAGGUAAGUAAAAUGGAAUAAUAAGUAAAGUUCAAGUCAGAGUGAUCAUUAUUAACACCAUGUAUACACAUCAUCCUGGCUAAUUAGAAACCCAUCUAUCUGGCUCUAGAGUUACUAAGAUUGAACCCACAUGUCAUUGAUUGGUCUGUUAGCUGAAUCAAAUCUUCAUUAAUUUUACCUAUGAUCUGCAUUAAAAAAUUUGAAUGACAUAAAUUCCAGGUCUCAAGCAAGGGAAACUGUCCACCAACAAGCAACAACAGUUGCAGAUAGUUGCUGCACAGUGUGAACAAGUGAAGGCACUUGUGGUUGAUGAGGAAGAAGACCUCCCUCACAUGCCAGCACCUAGUGUAGCAGUUAUUGACACUAAAUCCAGUAUGGAAAGUGACAGUAUCCAUGGAGGCUGUCACAACAUGCUCUGCAUAAAGGAAAAGCAAAGACUAAGGGAUGAAGUAGAGUCCCUCAAGAAAAAAAUUAGCCGAAUAUGCUGGUUAGUUGAGCUAACAUAUAUAUAUAUAUAUAUAUAUAUAUAUAUAUAUACAAGUCUGUGACAGGUUUUGAGUACACUUAACAACAGGAGAACAUGUGUCUUGGCCUUACAAGCAUAAAGAGUGUUCAGAAGGAGCAGUUGUGAAGACCUGCAUUAGCACUAUCCAAGUACAUCUUUAUCUACAGAUGUGUUUGGACAUUGAUGUAUCAAAAUAAAUCAAGGGUUGUAUCAACCCGUUACACCCUAACAUCAUUAUACAUAAGGAGAAUUUGUUUACCAGUCUAAAGGUUCCUUCCCUGCAUGAUGACCAUUUCCUUUAUUCUCAUGACAUUUAAUUUGUGAUUUAGGGUUCAAAGGAUUAAUUGACAGAUAUUAUUUGCUGAUGAGAUGACACCUGAUUCUAAGAAAAUUUAUGAUAAUAAUUUUUUUUUUUAAUCUGACAGUGGCUAAAGAAUUAACUCCAAAUCCAGGAGAGGUAUAUAUUCAAGAUAAGGAUAUACUGAGGUACGGAAAAGUACUCAGGCAAGAGGCACUUAAUAGGAAGGUAAAUAGUUUACGUAUAGAUAUGCCUCCAACUUAUAGCCAUUAAUAACAGCAACUGACAAAACUAAAGGCAAGUAAGGAAACACCAUCCUCUUUGGCUUGCUCCAAUGUUGCGUUUUUAUUUACCUAGUCAGUGUGCAUCUGUGGUGUUUGUCAUCUAAUAAUAUACAUGGAAAAAUUACUUAGUUCUGAUUGGUUAAGAUAAAUGCAGUUUUCAGGUAAUUCAGUGCAGAAGAGAGUUAAUUCAGUGCAGAAGAGAGUUAAUUCAGUGCAGAAGAGGGUUAAUUCAGUGCAAAGAAAGAAACAAAUCAGACAUUCUGAUUGGUCAAUAAUCAAAGAAACUCACAGAUAGCCAAUCAAAUGCGAGCCUUGGAUGUCGCAACAAAAUUUGAAAAUUUUGAAAAUUUGCGAGCGAAACGAUGGCCGGUGUUUUAAGUAGGCUUUCUUUCGCCACCACAGCUGAAAAACAGCUUAAACAACGAAAACACUGUAAAAAGCACUGCUCUUUGGUUGUUGGUUUGGAAAAAGCGGUGUUUAGAGAAGGGAAUUGCCGAGGAAAUCGAAAAUUACGAGCCGACCCAGCUUAACACUUUGCUCGAGCGAUCACACGCCGAAAUUAAAAACAAACAUGAUUAAACCUCGGAAACGACGAUUCCAUUUCAUCGAAAGUGAUUAGGACACAGACUGAACAAUUCCUUGAACUGUUUAGCCGGACUUUGAACUUUUUUGCACCUUAAAGAUGUGAAGAUAUCAUUGCAUAAUUUAUUAUUAUUUUGAUCGUACGCGGUUGUUUUGACCGAACGCAAGGUUUGAAUAAAUGAUUUUUGCACUUGACGCGCGAGCUUUGCUUAUGUUUAAUUAUGAUUAGCCAUCUUGCAUUUUUCCAUGUAUAUAAUUAACACGUAAUCACAUGAUUUUUCUCGUGCAAUUUGGAAUAAACAAGCACUUGUUAAUUUUUUCAAAGACCACAAAUUGCACUCGCCCUAGGGCUCGUGCAAUUUUGUUAGUCUUUAAAAAAUUUACUCGUGCUUAUUUAUUCCAAAUUGCACGCGAAAUCAUGUGAUUACCUAUACAAAUCUUCUAUCCAUCAUUUGCAUCAUGUAGUCAUAUUAAACCUUUAACUGCUAUGAUUUGAUUGUUAAUUCUCCUCUCUAGCUGCUACACAUUUCCUUGAUAACAAGUUAUGUGAACAUGAUAUUAGAUCAAGAUAACUGCUUCUCACUGAUACGUUUGAGUGUUCUCAUGACCUGUUUGCUGGAUGAUGUUUAGAUAUUAUAGGGAGAAGUUACAUGUUAAUCACUUUUGCAAGUUAAAGGGUUAAAUAAUUAUGUAAGAUUUUUUCCUUCCUCACAGUGGGAAGAAAUAGGUAAUGGAGUCUGGAUAGAUCCAAUCAGGUUGCGUGCAGCACAAAAAGAUGCCAAAUCAAAAACAGCUUUUGCAAGGAUGGUCUUGAUGUUUUUUUUACAAAAAAGAGGAGUUGAAGGGCAAAAGGUUCCAUGAACUAGACCAAGAUAUUGUGCAUGCCAUUGCAGGUUGGUAUUUAAGUUAUAAAUAUAUGUUCUACCAAGAAUGGUAUUUAUAAUAAGCCGUAAAAACCUUCAGUUAAUUACUGCAAUGAUUAAAGCAAGCCUUUAUCAGUUAGUUAGUAUCCAUAUGAAUAAUGAAGCCACAAAUGCAUAAUUACUCAGAUGUUUUCCAAUUGAAUACCAGCAAAUCAGUGAUUUUACAUCAAUAUACUAGCUGCCUGUACCAUUUAAGAAGGUUUUAAUAAACAUCCCAAAUAAUCAAUGACAAAUGUAUUUGCAAUAUCAAAAUCACUCUUUGCCUUCUAAUUACAAUCAUUGUAGACUUGACUUAUUUGAAAAGAAAUUAAAAUUGUUUUAAUCAAACUAGCUAUUUUGCAGUUUAAAUUUGCGAGACUUCUAGGAUGUGGCUGUGUGAUGCAAAUAUCUCAUAUUUAAUGUGUCUGCAAGCCUCAUGAAGGGUACUAUGGCAAAGUGAUGGCAGGCAUAACCCCUUAAAUCUACCAAGCGUUGGCAGCCAUGCAUGAACAGCUGUUUUACAUUUUAUCAGCAUGGCAUAAGGCUUAAGUUCCAUAUCGGCCAGCUAUUCACAUAUUUCAGUUUGUUUUAUCUCAUUGCUACUUUUCAUUUCUAUCUCAUUCCUAGUUUUACACUACCUUCCUACUAGCUGAUAAUCCUACCUGAUUUUCUGCUAGUUUUUAGUUAUCUGAUUUCUAGCUUAAUGCCAUUUUGAUUCUAGUUAAUUGCUAUCUACCAGAGAAUCGUUUCUUAUUAUUUUGAUCUACGUUAUCUAAUUCCUAGUUUAUUUCUGCCUUAUGUCUAACUGCUAUUUUUCUGCCCAUUAGAUCUUUUGUUUUGCUGGGUCCGCCGUUUGCUCAAGGUCCCAGUUAGCGGAUAAAUAUAUCCGGUCGUGUGCUUUGCAAAAUUUGUGGUAUUGACUGCCUCCAGGUGAUAAAUAUUGACACUACAGGAAAGGAUCAGUUUUAAUUAUCUAAGCACAUGUAAAAGUGAGAAAAACUUCAAGUUCUCUUGGCAAAACAUUGGUUUUCGUGUGAAAAUUCUUUCAUAUCGUUUGCUAGUUUACAUUUGAAUUACGCCGUCUGGAACAAAUAUCGUAUUAUGCGAUGACCAAGGUUUCUAAAGGUUUCAUAGCCGACCAAGAAAGCAUUCCAUAUCCUCCUCAACAGUCCAUCUUCUUGCUCUUGAUUCAGAGGAAUCGCUCUUGGGAUAUCCUCAUAACCAGCAGGGUUGUUAGCUGAUUGAUUUUUAUCCUCAGGCAUCGGCGUUUGAUUUUCGUCAACUUCAGGGGAGCAGGCAUCGGCGGCCGUGCUUGCGGUGGCUGCAGAACUGCCUAGAUAUUUCAAACGGCCCUUGUUAAUUUUGACUAAUGCUAACCCUGACGAAAUACUCAUGACAUGGAAGCAUUUUAUCCACAGAUCUGAGAGCCAGUUCUCACAUUCGGGGAGGCAAAGUUGUUUAUAAUUUCCUGUCGGAACAAUUGGAAUCUCUCGGCACACUUGUGAUCUAACCCUAAGACUGGCUAGGAAUUCAUCGAUUGCUUUUUCCCAGUUGCACUUCUCUUGCUUGUAGUAAGUUAGGUCAUUCUCGAAAUUUGGAUCAUGCAACAUCAGGUUAGCAAAGGUUAAAGCCACCACACUUUUUUCCCAUAUUUUCCUCCCAAAAGCCUUUGUCAGGUUACUCAUUGAGUUUUUAUCCGCUUCAUAAAGCCGUGUGUCGGACAUAGAGAUGCAGUAAAUCAUAACAUCGAACCCCUGACUUAACUUGCUCUGCAUUUCCUCAAGAUAGUCUCCGUCCCUGGACUGUCCAUCUUGUAGACCUGGUGUAUCCCACACAACUACUUCGAUAUCAUUGAUUAUAGUGCCGUACGAAGUGACGGUGUCGGUACAAGGGCUUUUGGAUCGACCUUCCUUCGCAACAGGCUUUCCAACGAGAGCGUUUACAAGACGAGAUUUACCGACUCCGGUCUUCCCAGCGAUUAGGAAAGACAAGCGCUUUUGGCGUUUUUGUGAAACCCAUUUUGGAAAGGCAGACUUCAAUGAUUCUGGGGCUUCAAUGCACAAUUUUGAGGCCAUUCUUCACAAUUUACUCACUACCGGAUCAGUCAGGCGAAAUGAAAGUAGAAGAGGGUGAAAACAGGAGGGAGGAGGCUUUGAAAGGUAAUCAUUGGUUGAAGACUGCCACUAUGACGUCACGCAACAUUUACUGAUUUUCAAUAGGUCAUUUACAGCUAGCGAUCACGUGGUUGGUUACCGCAUGGCAGCGCCAUGCUGGAGAGCCUAUCGUUAAACAAAGCUUUCGAGGAAAGUCAAGGGUGACUAUGCAAGGGAAAACGAAGCGUAUUUAACCCUCGUAUUCCUUGUAUUUGGUGUUUAAAGCUCAUCCUUGGAUAUAUUUUAAGAAUUUUUGCUAUUUAAACGAGCAGAUUACAAUAAAUUCAUCAAAAGUACUCUGUACUCUCCAUCAUCUCAGUACAACGUCCUCACCAAAGAACAUUUUAAUGGAAUCGAACCAAACCCUCUGAUAGUGUCUCUGUUUCCAAAAAAAGAUCAAGCCAGUAGCCUUCCUGUUGUCCCUUGCAAAUUUGGAAAUGUCCCCAAAGGUUCUAUACUUUCCUACCAACAGAAGUUUACUGAGGAAUAUGUGAUAAAUGAUUUCACCUGUACUGCAUUCCCAAUUUUACCUUUAGAUGGUGCUGUCAAUCGAUAUGAAAACAACAUUGCCAUUUGCUUAACAGCAAACAACAAGCAACCUUGA
Molecule: messenger RNA, 40164 nt
Organism: Pocillopora meandrina
Lineage: Eukaryota; Metazoa; Cnidaria; Anthozoa; Scleractinia; Pocilloporidae
Source: the annotation of a GenBank genome assembly